This is a messenger RNA of Brassicogethes aeneus, 1788 nucleotides long. Lineage: Eukaryota; Metazoa; Arthropoda; Insecta; Coleoptera; Nitidulidae. The record is from the annotation of a GenBank genome assembly.
AUGGUGAAUUCCUAUUCCUCGAUUAGUUACAAACAGUUCUGCGCCUAUUCAGCAAUACGAAAUCUUAAGAAAUACGCAUUAGUAGUAGGUGGUUGGUACAUUUUGAGGAACUGGAACGACGCCGAUUUUGAUAAAAAUCAAGUUUUGAUAAAACUUCACGUAGAUUUUGGAGUAACGCCCUUUUUCAAAAUUGCCGUCGAACCUAACCCAAGAAUUCCAGGACGAAAUGCCAUCAGGAUAUCUCCGGCAGGAUUAGGACUUCCUGACAAGGAGUACUACUACACUGACUCAGACGACAGGGUUCAAACAGCCUACAAAAAUCUAAUCAGGGACGCGAUAAUCUAUCUAAGUACAGCCACAAAUGAAGCGAUUAAAUUUGGAACCGAUAUUUUUUCGUACGAAAAACGUAUCGCCGAAGUUACACCAAGUAGCGUUACUCUACAGAAUCCAAUACACACUUACAACGUUUUUACACUGACCGAACUUAAAGAUACCGUCCAACUGCCUUUAUUUGAUAUUUUGACCGGUCUGUACCCAGAAUCAAAUAUUACUGAAAAUACUGAAGUUAUUGUAACAUCCCAAGAAUAUCUACAAGAAAUAUCCCUAAUUAUUUCCUCUACGGAUAGGAAAACUAUGAACGGCUAUUUAAUAUGGACUUUGGUUAAAAAUUAUUUGCCUUAUUUAUCUACAGAAUACACUUCAGCAAUAAAUACGUUUUAUGGCGAAUUGUUAGGUAUCCAACAUCCUCCAGAAAGAUGGGAAGUUUGUACAGGAAUCACCAAGAAAUUUAUGGGACUUGCCAGUGAAGUUUUAGAAGAAAUUGAGAAUCCUUUGCCUGAAAAAACCGUAAAACUUGUAAAUGAAACCUUUCAAACUAUUUUAAAAACUGUUAAAACUAGAUUAGACAGUUUAGAAAUAGAAUAUAGUGCGUUAUAUAAACAACUCAAACUUAAGUUAAACAGCAUGUCCCUGCAAAUUGGCCUCCCAGAAAAAGUAAAAUCAGAAGAAUACCUAAAACAUUACUACCUUAAACUGAAAAUAUUUAAAAUCAACUUUUUUGAGAGCAUAACAAAUGGUGUGUUCUUCCAAAAAAAGUUGGACGAAAAAAAAUUAAUUUCUUCUCCGCCUGAGGAUAUCAUUUUAGAAAACAGUUCGACGGAAAAAAUGCCCAGGGUAAUCUAUUUACCAGCUGAAAACGUUGUUAUAAUACCCAGGAUACUUUUGAGUGAACCUAUUUUUGAUCCAGAUUACCCCAAGUCCAUCAUCUAUGGUCGUCUAGGAGUGGAACUAUCAAACGCAAUUAUAUCCGCUGUUCUGCCAUAUGAUAGCCUUUGGACGUCUGACAGAAAAAUAUUGUCACCCUUCCACUCAACAGUCAAAGAAUCCUUGGAAUCGGCAGAAAAAUCCACCGAUUGCCUUGGUAAAUACAUUUUGGGCUUAAAUUUGGCGGUGCCGGCAUCUCUAGCCAAUGAAACGGCGUUAAAAAUGCUCAAGCAGAUGACAGCCGUAUCUGUGGCCAAUGAGGCUUUGUUGGGGUCUCUUGAAUAUGUAGAUCAUAUACAUCAACCGGCUUUGGAGGAAUUUGAGGAUUCGGCCUUAUUUUUCUUGUCAUACUCGCAGACUGAGUGUUCUGAAACCACAAAUCAACGGCAAUUCUAUGAAAAUAUUGUUAAUUUUGGACUCUCACAAAAAACUUUAUUGCACUUAAUAUGGUCUCAACUUCCUGAAUUCACUUCCGCCUUCGACUGCAGUGCCAAUAAGAAGUCGAUAUGUAAAAAAGUAUUUUAG